This is a messenger RNA of Capsaspora owczarzaki ATCC 30864, 528 nucleotides long. RefSeq lists its product as hypothetical. Bases 1 to 528 code for a protein of 175 amino acids. The record is from RefSeq and is a predicted model, not a curated record. The transcript is spliced from 3 exons. NCBI's taxonomy places the organism in Eukaryota, Filasterea, Ministeriida, Capsasporidae.
AUGACCUAUCACGGAACACCUUCCUCACACUCGAUUGACAACAGCACUACUACUGUCGCUGCCAUCAGCGCGGCUCGCUUCCGUGUUGCGCUGCCAAAGCCAGAGCACCUCUUCCUCGCAGUCUCACUGUACAUUCAGGUGGCCGCGGGAACGAACGCAGACGCGAUUGUCGUCGACGCGCCUGUAUUCAAAAGCAUUGUGCUGCGUGCGCUCAAGCAACUGCACGGCCAGCUGGGCGCAGGCAUCCCCGUCGACGUGCUAGACGUGACCACGAGCACCGCCAACAAGGCAGACAAGGCGGACAAGGCGGACAAGACACGUCAGGUCGCUGCUGCUGCUGCUGCUGCUGCUGCUGGUGGGCUCACCUACCGCGCGCUCAUUCGUGUGCCAGACCUGCACAGUGCUGCAGUGUGGAGCGCACUGACCGCAGUCACAGUCCACGACAACCGUCCGUGUCGCCUCACCGUCGACCGCGCCUCGCCAUCGCUGCUGCACUUUGCGAGCAACAGUCGCGCUUUCAAUCCCUGA